CACCUCUGUUUUCCCUUUAACAACAUGGCACCAAAGAAGAUCGAACCAAAGAAACCCGAGCCCAAAAAGCCAGAGCCGAAGAAAGACGCGGCUCCAGCAGCGAAGCCCGUUCCAGCCCCGGAGCCGCUUCCUGAGCCACCGAAGGAGCCAGACUUUGACCCCAAAAGCAUCACGGUUGAGUUCUCCUCCGACCAGAUCGAGGAGUUCAAGGAGGCCUUCACCUUGUUCGACCGCACGCCGAAAGGAGAGAUGAAGAUCACGUACGCCCAGUGUGGAGACGUGAUGCGCGCUCUGGGCCAGAACCCCACCAACGCAGAUGUGCUCAAAGUGCUCGGGAAACCGCGUCCAGAGGAUAUGAGCACCAAAAUGGUGGACUUUGAGACCUUCCUGCCGAUGCUGCAGCACAUCUCUCGUGCUAAAGAUCAAGGCAACUUUGAGGAUUUUGUGGAGGGGCUCAGGGUUUUUGACAAGGAAGGGAACGGCACCAUCAUGGGGGCUGAGUUGCGCCACGUCCUGGCGACACUGGGCGAGAGGAUGACGGAAGACGAAGUGGACAGACUCAUGGCCGGACAGGAGGACGCCAAUGGCUGUAUCAACUACGCCUCCUUUGUAAAGCAUAUCCUCUCCGGCUAAAAAAGGACAAUCAACCUGAAAGACUUAACCCUUCAUAUCUUAAUCUUGGGAUCCUGACUUAACAUUUUUGUCCAGUUA
Cheilinus undulatus (humphead wrasse) is the source of this 711-nucleotide messenger RNA. RefSeq names its product myosin light chain 4-like. Gene Ontology annotation, cellular component: myosin II complex. The coding region runs from base 25 to 633 and encodes 202 amino acids. The transcript has a single exon. Gene Ontology annotation, molecular function: calcium ion binding. NCBI's taxonomy places the organism in Eukaryota, Metazoa, Chordata, Actinopteri, Labriformes, Labridae. The record is from RefSeq and is a predicted model, not a curated record.